AUGCUUAAAUUAGAUGGACUUAAAAAGAGAGGAUUAUAAAGUGAAAUUUAGAUUUAUGGGCAGUUUUCGAAUGUUGCUGAAAAAAAACUCAGCACGUUGAGUCGUUGUCUUUUGAACAAACGGAGUAUUGUAUUAGUAGAUAAGGCAAGAGCAAACAUUGAUAGUAAAUGA
Messenger RNA from Paramecium sonneborni, 171 nucleotides. Lineage: Eukaryota; Ciliophora; Oligohymenophorea; Peniculida; Parameciidae. The record is from the annotation of a GenBank genome assembly.